AUGUCUACAGCGGCAAAGAAGAAAAUCGUUGUUGCUGGGGGCAAUGGCUUCUUGGGCUCGCGAAUCUGCAAGUCCGCGGUAGCACGGGGAUGGGAUGUGACUUCAAUAAGUCGCUCCGGCGAGCCGAGCUGGUCCUCCGUCUCUUCCUCUCCAGAUCCUCCCCCGUGGUCCAGAUCGGUGACUUGGGCGACCGGUGACAUACUCAAACCCACGACAUACAACUCCCACCUCGCCUCUGCCAAUGCCGUCGUGCACACCAUGGGCAUCCUCCUCGAAGCCGAUUACAAAGGCGUUCUGCAGGGAAAAGAGUCUCCUAUCGCCGGUCUCCAACGCGCUUUCUCCUCCUACAAAGCUGGCUCCGCAGUCAAUCCACUUGAGCGCAAGUCCGGAGAAGAUUUAGGCAAAGGUGAGAAAGAUGGACAGCUUACAUACGAGUUGAUGAACCGGGACAGCGCGAUCGCGUUGGCUCAAGAGGCUCAAGAGCAAGGCGCGGGUUGCUUUGUCUAUAUCAGUGCUAUGGCUGGAGCGCCCGUGCUGCCAGGACGCUACAUCACAACGAAGAGGGAGGCGGAAGACGCAAUUGCCAGUAACAUGGUGAAGAUGCGGAAUGUGUUCUUGCGGCCUCCUUUCUUGUAUGAUUCGAGUCGGAAAUUCACAUUGCCGAUUGCAGCAUCUGGGGCUGUGGGCAACACGGUGAACGAGCUGGUCGGCGGCAGGUUAACGAGCAUAUUCGGUGCAGCGGUGGAGAAACCUCUGAAAGCGGAUCUGGUAGCAGAGGCGGUGGUCGAGGCGAUCGCGGACGAGGUAACAAAGGGUAUCGUGGACCGGAAGAGCAUUGAAGCAUUGGCCGCAAAGGCAUGGCGGAAGACAAUGCUGUGA
Molecule: messenger RNA, 879 nt
Organism: Cyphellophora europaea CBS 101466
Lineage: Eukaryota; Fungi; Ascomycota; Eurotiomycetes; Chaetothyriales; Cyphellophoraceae
Exons: 2
Coding region: 1-879 (292 amino acids)
Cellular component (GO): mitochondrion
Molecular function (GO): protein-containing complex binding
Source: RefSeq, a predicted model, not a curated record